GACAAAGGUUAAGUUGUACAAGUAUAAUGAAAAUAAUUUAAAAACUUAAAUUAUUUUCCACUCUACAAUUAAUAGAAUUAACAAUGUUAAUUAGCCGACAUCUGUGAGAAAAUCUAGCGCAAAAAUGUCUGUAUUUUCAAAACUAAAAGGUUUCCUGUCGAGACACAGAAACAAAUUUUUAAUAGGAGGCGUUUUGAUAACAGGAACCGUUUUUUUGGCAAGGUAUACCCGCAAAAGCCUGCGAGACUGGCAAGAAAAAGAAACGCGAGAAUUUUUCGAUAGAACCCGUAAACAGAACCACUUCGAGAGCAUAAACCGUACCUGUAACGAAACCGUUAUAAAUUUGUCAUCGUCGUUGCUGGACAAAAUUUACGAGACCAUCAACACUGACCAAACUAUUGAGAAACUGAAACAAAACCCAGAAAACAAACUGGAAAUUUGGGUUGAAUUAAAAAACCAAGUCUUUAUUAAAGCAGCUUGCGUGGUUUACUCUCUAGUAAUGCUUGUAAUCACUUUAAAGUUGCAAUUAAAUAUUAUAGGAGGAUACCUGUAUAAAGACCCUACAAGUGUCCCCGCAGAAAUGCAACAAAAAUACUUAUCUAUUUGUCAAAAUUUUUUGAAUGCUGGAAUAGAAAAAUUAGCCAAAAUAAUUGAAGCAGAAGUUGAUAAGCUUUUAAAAAAUAUUGAUUUAAAAAAGCAAAUGAAAUUAAGUGAUUUAGAGGCGAUUUUUUGGUCAUUGCAAAGCAGUUUGGAUGCCAGACAAGAUAACCCAAUAAGCCAAUUAAGAAAGUACAUUUUCGAAACAGAUCCUCCUAGUUCUCCUGACAUUUACACUAGCAUGCUAAGAGACACUGCAGAUCUUCUAGAAAGCGAAGAAGUCAAAUUUUUAGUAAUUCAUCAAAUAAAUACAGGGUUUGUGCUAUUGGGAGAUCAGUUGUCUGAGUUUUUCAACCAAAACGAACCUCCUAGUGGGGAGCAAUUUCAAAAUCCCUUUACCAAUAAGAAGCCUCUGGCCAAAUUGGUACCGAUUUUGAAUGGUUUAUUGUCCAAACAAUCUUUGCCUCAUAACUUGACAAACCAUUUAAUUACUAAUGAAAAGUUGCAAACGUUGUGCGCUAAUGUUUAUGAGAGUUUGUUGGGGUAGAAAUUUUAUAUUUUUUUGGUUUUUGUUGGCUGUUGUUUUUUAAAUUAUAAUUAAGGAUUAAUUUUUAAUAUAUCAUUGUGCUCUAA
This is a messenger RNA of Ceutorhynchus assimilis (cabbage seed weevil), 1230 nucleotides long. Lineage: Eukaryota; Metazoa; Arthropoda; Insecta; Coleoptera; Curculionidae. The record is from the annotation of a GenBank genome assembly.